This is a messenger RNA of Euleptes europaea (tarantolino), 456 nucleotides long. It is a transcript of the gene UFM1, whose product is annotated as ubiquitin fold modifier 1. The transcript has 7 exons. Gene Ontology annotation, biological process: protein K69-linked ufmylation. Gene Ontology annotation, cellular component: nucleus; cytoplasm. The record is from RefSeq and is a predicted model, not a curated record. NCBI's taxonomy places the organism in Eukaryota, Metazoa, Chordata, Lepidosauria, Squamata, Sphaerodactylidae. The coding region runs from base 1 to 456 and encodes 151 amino acids.
AUGGAGCACCCCUCGUGCUAUCGUGUGGCCACCCAUUGCCUGGUUCCUACAGGCGGUGGCUCGGUCCGUGACCACAGCAGCCCAAGUGGACUAGAGAGCCCCGGAAGUGACGUCGGCGCGAACGCCCAGGGGCUGCUUGACAGGAGACGAUGUGAGGCCAAGGUCACCUUUAAGGUCACGCUCACUUCGGACCCGCGGCUGCCCUAUAAAGUGUUAAGUGUGCCUGAAAAUACACCUUUCACUGCUGUCUUGAAGUUUGCUGCAGAAGAAUUCAAAGUUCCUGCAGCAACAAGUGCCAUUAUAACAAAUGAUGGAAUAGGAAUAAACCCUGCACAGACAGCUGGAAACGUUUUCCUGAAGCAUGGUUCAGAAUUGCGGCUCAUUCCCAGAGAUCGUGUUGGGAGAUGUUGGCCUGGGCUUGUGACAAAAGAAUAUAGUGGACAACUUGAUCAGUAA